This is a messenger RNA of Tachysurus fulvidraco (yellow catfish), 1113 nucleotides long. It is a transcript of the gene pcmtl, whose product is annotated as l-isoaspartyl protein carboxyl methyltransferase, like. The record is from RefSeq and is a predicted model, not a curated record. NCBI's taxonomy places the organism in Eukaryota, Metazoa, Chordata, Actinopteri, Siluriformes, Bagridae. Gene Ontology annotation, cellular component: cytoplasm. The coding region runs from base 172 to 921 and encodes 249 amino acids. Gene Ontology annotation, molecular function: protein-L-isoaspartate (D-aspartate) O-methyltransferase activity. Gene Ontology annotation, biological process: protein modification process. The transcript is spliced from 10 exons.
AGGUUCUGGAUUUUCAUUGGACAACAGACCUGUCUGUCAAUAUUUUAAUCGUUGUGAUUGGUUAUGCGUUGUGCGCAAGGGUUGGGCUUCCGUCUGUACAAGCACCAACGUCAUCAAAAGCGACGCUGACUUUUGGCCUCAACAGCAGUCAAGGUGAUUCUUGUCCAGGAAAUGUGGAGUGUGGCCAGGUUGGCAGCACUGGCUUUCCCUAUGGGGUUGCUUCUAACCAGGACAAUGGCAUGGAUAUCAAGUGGCAAAACACAUUCCCAACUUAUAAGCCGUUUGCAAGAGCAUGGAGUCAUCCGUAGUGAUAGAGUGUUCAAGGCCAUGCUUGCCACCGAUAGGGGCAUCUAUUCCAGAGACAACCCAUACGAAGAUUCUCCUCAGUCAAUAGGGUACAAGGCCACCAUCAGUGCUCCUCAUAUGCAUGCACAUGCUCUUGAAAUUCUCAGUGACAAGUUAACUGAUGGCGCUUCAGCCCUGGAUGUUGGCUCAGGGAGCGGUUAUCUCACAGCCUGCUUUGCAAGAAUGGUAGGUCCUACUGGAAAAGUUGUGGGAAUUGAGCACAUAGAAGAACUAGUGCAAGCCUCUGUGAAAAAUGUCCAGGCUGAUGAUCCGGAGCUCUUGACCUCUGGACGGAUCAAGCUAAUGGUCGGUGAUGGACGCUUAGGUUUUCCAGAUGGAGCACCAUAUGAUGCCAUUCAUGUUGGGGCAGCAGCACCUACAACCCCCAAAGUGCUUCUCGAGCAGCUGAAACCAGGUGGAAGACUGGUGUUGCCUGUAGGUCCAGAAGGUGGGAGCCAGGUUCUGGAGCAGUAUGAUCGCCAGAAUGAUGGUACCUUUGUCAAAAAGGCACUCAUGGGGGUGGUGUAUGUACCACUUACAGACAGAUUUCAUCAGUGGCCAAGCGGUGAGCUCUGAUUGCAGUGUGGUUGCUCCUGCAGGAGGUGGUUUUGGUGUUGUGGUGCACAGAACACUUAAAACAGAGCAUGAGGUCUUUGCUUCAGCUGUGGAUUUAUGUCCAACCUGCCAGCUCUAUCCAGCCCUAUCCAGCCCUAUCCAGCUCUAUUCUACUAUAAUAACAUAAACAAAGCUUUUUUUUUCUCUCUCUCU